AUGAGAACCUGUCGUCCCGAGUCUCAGUGCUAGAUUCUGUGUUCCACUGCAGAGCUAAACAGGUAAAACAUCAGCCAUGAACGAUGAUGAUGAUUAUCAGUAUAAACUCUUCCUUGAUCUGCUCAACGAAAUAUCCAACACGACUGAGCCCAGUUAUGUCGUCAGUAAAACGGUUCAGCUCUGCACAAAACAAUCUGUCAACCAGUUUGGUGCAAAAUUCAUCCCAGUGUUUUACUACGUCAACUUCCUCCUGAGUUCCAUUGGAAACGGGCUCGUCUUGCUCAUCAUCUGCAAGUAUGAGAAGCUGAACACAGUGACAAACAUCUUCCUCCUGAAUCUGGUCUUCUCCAACCUUCUCUUUGCCUCAAGCCUGCCUUUUUGGGCCACGUACCAUCUUUCUGAGUGGAUUUUUGGCCUGGCUCUGUGUAAAAUGGUCAGUAGUGCCUACUUUAUAGGUUUCUACAGCUCCAUCCUCUUCCUCACACUCAUGACCUUUGACCGAUACCUGGCAGUGGUGCACGUGGUGGCAGCUACAAAGAGCAGGAAAAUGGUGUAUGCCGUCAUUUCUUCUGUGGUCGUUUGGUGCAUCAGCAUCGCAGCAAGUGUGAAAGAGCUGGUCCUUCGAAAUGUGUGGCAAAGCCCAGUCGAUGGUCUGCUGUGUGAAGAGUCUGGAUUAUCAGCCAGCACCAUGGAACGCUGGCGCCUGCUCAGCUACUACCAACAGUUCCUGCUCUUUUUCCUCAUCCCUCUAAUAAUGGUGAUGUACUGCUACAUCAGCAUCACGGUGCGCAUACUGUCCACCCGCAUGAAGGGGAAGUGCCGCACCAUUAAACUGAUUUUUGUCAUCAUCUUCACCUUCUUUAUCUGCUGGACGCCGUACAACGUCGUCAGUUUCAUCCGAGCGAUCCGCAUGUCCCAGUCGAGCGUAGACGAAGAGUCCUGCUCAGACUCAGACAACUUAGAUUAUGCUUUUUAUGUGAGCCGGAACAUUGCUUACUUAAACUGUUGCAUCAGUCCUGUGUUCUACACGUUUCUGGGAAAGAAGUUCCAAAAUCACUUCAAACGGCUGAUGGUUAGGAAGAUCCCCUGUCUGCAAAGUCAAAUCAGCCUGAGCAGCCACAGCACUAAGACCACAUCCCAGAAGACGCCACACUCUCUGUAUGACUACUAACAGACAUAAAACUCAUCAUCUGCCUUCUGAUUACUGUAAAAAUACAUUUGCUUUAUUGUUUUUUAAAAUGUUUUAUCCUAAUCAUACUUAUAGACCUAAAGCCUAGUCCGGACUUGCUGACCUUAACUCUGAACUGGUUUCUGUCUUCAGCUCUAAAAUUAAGCUCAAGCUUUCAAACAGCCUAAGAUCGUCACUUUGUGCUUUUUCAUUUCACAAUAAUCUGUCAAAUUCAGGACUGGGGUGGUGGUCACUGACCCGUCUGUCACCUGUAAGCCACUUCUACCUUCAGGAACCUGCAGGUUCACAACACAGAGUCAAAACAACCAGUUUAGAAGAAUAAAAAUUUGAUUUUCAGUUCGUGAAAACUUAUCUGUAGAUACAAUGAUGUGAACAUAAUGUUGUUUGUGGAAAAAAAAAGAGUUGCAUUUAUGAAGUGAAAUUACUUUCAUGUUUUUAAACUGUGUAAACUGAUGUUUUCUGUGAUAUAACUCCUUUGAAAUAAAUGUAUUUUUUCGCUGUU
Austrofundulus limnaeus is the source of this 1691-nucleotide messenger RNA. RefSeq names its product chemokine (C-C motif) receptor 12a (gene ccr12a). Lineage: Eukaryota; Metazoa; Chordata; Actinopteri; Cyprinodontiformes; Rivulidae. Bases 77 to 1171 code for a protein of 364 amino acids. The transcript has 2 exons. Gene Ontology annotation, molecular function: C-C chemokine binding; C-C chemokine receptor activity. Gene Ontology annotation, cellular component: external side of plasma membrane; membrane. Gene Ontology annotation, biological process: G protein-coupled receptor signaling pathway; positive regulation of cytosolic calcium ion concentration; calcium-mediated signaling. The record is from RefSeq and is a predicted model, not a curated record.